CUCUAAGCACAAACCCACACCUCCUCUCUCUGCUCCCACCUCCACCUUAGCGAGAUCCAGGUCGCGAGAUCCCGAGAUCCAGGUCGCGGCAGCAAUGGCGGGGACGGUCACUGUCCCUGGGUCGUCGGUGCCCUCGACGCCGCUGCUCAAGGACGAGCUGGACAUCGUGAUCCCGACGAUCCGCAACCUCGACUUCCUUGAGAUGUGGCGCCCCUUCUUCCAGCCGUACCACCUCAUCAUCGUGCAGGACGGCGACCCCAGCAAGGUCAUCAAGGUGCCCGAGGGCUUCGACUACGAGCUCUACAACCGCAACGACAUCAACCGCAUCCUCGGCCCCAAGGCAUCAUGCAUCUCCUUCAAGGACUCCGCCUGCCGCUGCUUCGGCUACAUGGUCUCCAAGAAGAAGUACGUCUUCACCAUCGACGACGACUGCUUCGUUGCCAAGGACCCAUCUGGCAAGGACAUUAAUGCUCUUGAGCAGCACAUCAAGAACCUCCUCAGCCCGUCCACCCCCUUUUUCUUCAACACCUUGUAUGACCCCUACCGUGAAGGAGCAGACUUUGUCCGUGGAUACCCCUUCAGCCUUAGGGAGGGUGCCCCCACUGCUGUAUCCCACGGCCUGUGGCUCAACAUCCCUGACUAUGAUGCACCCACACAGAUGGUCAAGCCACGUGAGAGGAACAGCAGGUAUGUUGAUGCUGUCCUGACUAUUCCCAAGGGAACGCUAUUCCCCAUGUGUGGCAUGAACCUUGCCUUCGACCGUCAGCUCAUUGGCCCUGCAAUGUACUUUGGCCUCAUGGGUGAUGGACAGCCUAUCGGUCGCUACGAUGACAUGUGGGCUGGAUGGUGUGUGAAGGUCAUCUGCGACCACUUGAGCCUGGGAGUGAAGACUGGCCUGCCAUACCUGUGGCACAGCAAGGCUAGCAACCCCUUCGUGAACCUGAAGAAGGAGUACAAGGGCAUCUUCUGGCAGGAGGACAUCAUUCCAUUCUUCCAGAGCGCCACCCUCUCCAAGGAGUGUGACACAGUCCAGAAGUGCUACAUCUCACUGUCGGAGCAGGUCAGGGAGAAGCUUGGCAAGAUUGACCCUUACUUCGUGAAGCUUGCUGAUGCCAUGGUCACCUGGAUUGAAGCCUGGGAUGAGCUGAACCCAUCUGCUGCUGCUGCUUCUGAUGUUGCUGCUGAGAAUGGAAAGGCGGCCAAGUAGGUUGGAUCUUUGCAAGUGAGAGAGUGUAUGGUCGGGGCCUAGGCCCUCCUAGAUAUAGCUCUUUUUGAGAAGGAAGAGAUUACUGAAGCAGCUUUUAUAAUUCUUUGUUGUUAUGCUGGUGGUUCUUUUGUAGCUGGAAAGAGGAUUUGUCAUCAUUUACAUAAUUUCAAGACAAUAAUAAUUUAUAUCGUGUAAUUUUGAGAAA
Molecule: messenger RNA, 1412 nt
Organism: Lolium perenne
Lineage: Eukaryota; Viridiplantae; Streptophyta; Magnoliopsida; Poales; Poaceae
Product: UDP-arabinopyranose mutase 1
Biological process (GO): UDP-L-arabinose metabolic process; plant-type cell wall organization or biogenesis
Cellular component (GO): cytosol; plant-type cell wall; Golgi apparatus
Molecular function (GO): UDP-arabinopyranose mutase activity
Source: RefSeq, a predicted model, not a curated record